Molecule: messenger RNA, 1013 nt
Organism: Polyodon spathula (Mississippi paddlefish)
Lineage: Eukaryota; Metazoa; Chordata; Actinopteri; Acipenseriformes; Polyodontidae
Product: myosin heavy chain, embryonic smooth muscle isoform-like
Exons: 7
Coding region: 54-1013 (319 amino acids)
Source: RefSeq, a predicted model, not a curated record
GCAUAGACCUAAAAAAAAAAAAAUCAGAACAUACCUAAAACUGUAAUUUGGUGAUGUCCUCUUCAAUUUCAGAUGCAGUGACUGGUGCACGGGAUUCAAAUGUUAUACAGUUAAAACUGUUACAGGCUGCCUUGAGGAAGGUCAUGGAGGACUUGGAAUUCAUGGAAAAGAAGCAACAACUUCUUGAAAAAACUAAUCUUUUGCUUUUUCCAGAGAGAGAGCGUAUAAGAGCUGAACACGAAGAUGUUAUUAACACACUGAACAACAAGCUGUCGGAGAAAGCAACAAAACAGAUAAUCCUCAAUGAAACCUAUAACAAAAUGCAAGACUUGAAGGAACAGCUAGUAAAUGUGAACAAUGCUGUUGAAGACUUGGAGCGAGAUAUGACACGAGAAGUAAAGGACUUUGUAGAAAGCAAGAAAAAACUAGAAAGCAAUGUGGCUGAAACAGAAGGUAAAAUACAAAAUCAGAAGGCAGAGAAUGCAAAGAAGAUAAAAGAGCUUCGUUUUGCGGGAGCAGAGUUAUUUGACAAAGAGGAAGAAAUUUCGGAAAAGCAGAAGUGUAUUCAACGACUACAAAAAAGCAUUGACCAACUAAAAGCAACAAAUGUGCAGAGAAGAAGUCAGCUUGCUCAGGAACAGAAGAUGGGUGAAGAGCAAACCAAUCAGAAUGAAAAUCUUGAUAAAGAAUUAACUGCAUUGACUGAAGGAUUUAAGAUAGAAUCUCAAGCUCUCUGUGAUAAAAUCUUACUGGUUGAUGAAGAAAUGAGACAAGUUGAGGAGAUUAAUCUUGUACACCAGCAGAUGAUCUUGAGUCAGACUGAGAACUUUCAGGCAGUGAGAGCAAGAGAAGAUGUUGUGCUGGCAUUCCAUAUGGAUGAUGCAAAACUGCUAGAAGCAUCAGAACAUGCCCAUGAAGAAAAACUUGAAAACAUUGCCAAGCUCAAAAUGGAAAUCAAAGAACUUGACGAGGAAAAAAAGAGACUAGAAGAAAGCAGCGAGUAUGAUUAUUAA